AUGAGUUCACCACUAUUGAUAAACAAAAAAUAUGACUAUGGAAGCGUACACGAUGAUGAAGAUUCGAUGAAGGGUAAAUUAGGGACAAUUGAUGGGGUAACACUUCCGACUAUACUCAAUGUUUUAUCUAUCUUGAUGUUCCUAAGAUUUGGAUUUAUUAUAGGACAACUCGGGGUAUUGGGUACAAUAAUAGUAUUGGUGAUAUCAUACACUAUUAACACCUUAACAACAAUGAGUGUCUCCGCAAUUGCAACAAACGGUACGGUAAAAGGAGGCGGUGCAUAUUAUAUGAUAUCACGGAGUUUAGGAGUUGAGUUUGGUGGUUCAAUAGGCGUUAUAUUUUAUAUUGGACAAAUAUUGAACAGUUCGAUGAAUGUUGCCGGUGUCAUAGAGCCACUGAUUUAUAAUUUCAACGUGGAUGAUGGAGAAUUAGGUAAGAUUUUACCAGUUUCGUAUUGGUGGAAUUUUACUUAUUGCACAAUUUUCUUGAGCAUAUGUGUUGUUGUUGCAUUAAUCGGAUCAAAUGCCGUAUCCAAAGCAGGAAAAUACCUCUGUAUAGUGUUACUUUUCUCGACACUCAUGAUUCCAAUAUCAACUUUAGCUGUAUCCCCAUUUGAAACGGAAUACGGACUGCGUUAUUCGGGACCGUCACUUGACACAUUGAGGGGCAAUUUAUUUCCAAAGUUGACCAAGGGAGCUGCCGGUUCUGAAGUGAAGGGCCAGGAAACGUUCAACGAUUUAUUUGGGAUUUUUUUCCCAGCAACUGCAGGGAUACUAGCAGGCGCAUCGAUGUCGGGUGAGUUGAAGAACCCAUCCAAGUCGAUUCCUAAAGGUACAAUCCAAGGGUUAGUCGUUACGUUUUUGUCGUAUUUGAUUGUCAUUUUGAGCAUGGGUGUUAGCAUUCCUAGGAAAUUGUUAUACAGAGAUACGCAAAUCUUAGAAAUUGUGAACUUAUCACCAUUCAUCAUUUUGGCAGGGGAGAUGUCAACCAGUAUAUUUUCAAUUAUUGUUGGAAUUGUUGGGGCAGCGCAGUUGCUACAAGCCAUUGCAAAAGAUGAGAUAUUACCAGGACUACAGAUAUUUGCUGAGAAUGAAAAACUGAGUAUAUUGGUUACGUGGAUAAUCUGUCAGUUAUUUCUAUUUGCAGACUUGAAUCAGAUUGCGAUAUUUAUUACAAUGGCAUUUCUUUUAACGUUUAUCAUUACCAACAUGGCAUGUGCAUUGUUGAAGAUGGGAUCGGCGCCCAAUUUCCGGCCUAGUUUCAAAUACUUCUCAACGAAGAGUGCUAUAUUGGGAACAAUGUUAAGUUUUAUCACUAUGUUAAUAGUUGACAGUAUAAGUGCAAUAAUUGUUUUCAUUAUACUGAUAUUGCUUAUAAUAUUUAUACAUUUCAUCAGUCCGCCGAAAUCAUGGGGGGAUGUCUCGCAAUCGUUGAUUUAUCACCAAGUGAGAAAAUAUUUACUCAAGUUGAGGCAAGACAAUGUCAAGUAUUGGAGGCCUCAGAUCUUACUACUGAUAGACAAUCCACGCACCAGUUGGAAGUUGAUUACCUUUUGUAACCAUUUGAAGAAGGGAGGGUUGUAUAUCUUGGGGCAUGUUUUUAUCAUUAAGGAUUUCCAAGAGAAUAUUCAGGAGUUCACCAGUAUGAGGGACAACUGGAUCAAGAUUCGAGAUUUGAGUAAGGUGAAGGCGUUUGUACAAAUCUCCAUAGCGGAGAGCUUCAACUGGGGGGUUCGGAACAUUUUCAUUGGAAGUGGGUUAGGAGGAAUGAAGCCCAACAUCACGAUCAUUGGGUUCUAUGAUCUAAGCAAGUACCGAGAUGUGAUACCCGAGUGGAUGCACAUUGAGAAUGAGGGGGAGGAGUUUGACAAUCAAGUACGAGUUGAAAUCAACAGUCUCCCCACUGACCAAAGGGCGGAGAGGUCGCCGAAGGUUGGAAUUUGUGAGUGGAUAGAGACAUUGGAGGAUUUAAGUUUACUCAAUUCAAAUAUUGGAGUAGGAAAAGGGUUUUCUAAGAUGGUUUUCCCCUCAGAGGCGACUUCCACAAAGGAGUUGCCCUAUAUUGAUCUAUAUCCUAUACAAAUGGCGCAACGAAUUCAGGGAGAUGAGGCCAUCAGCACAAUCAACUUCGACACGUGUACGUUGAUAUUACAGUUGGGAGCGAUUUUACACACGGUUCCUACGUGGCGGCGACACCAUCGGUUAAGGGUUGUUGUUUUCGUGGAAGAUGAGGGAGAUAUGGAUGAGGAGUACAAGAGGGUGAGGCGGUUAUUAGAGAUUCUCCGGAUGAGUGAAGCUACAAUCAAGGUAGUGUCAUUGAAUGGGGGGUCAUUACGGAAAUACGAGUAUAUAUCCAGGGGGGACAGUAGUGGGUUAGGUGAGGAGGAGGUGAAACGGAUCAACGAGCUAUUGGAAGAUGAUCCAUGGUGGCAGCGGGUCAUUGAGUUGCGAAAGGAGAGAGCCAACAAUAGUGGCUGCAAUAACGACAAGAGCAACAACAAGAGUAACAACAGCAAAGAUUCUCUACGGUACAACAAAACAAUGAAUAACCGCAAGAGUAGGAACUUUGAAGAUAUUCGAAGGAUUGUAGGUCCUACAAUACGUCGAGGACGGCGGAUGACAGUUAGUGAUGCUACAGAGAUGGGGUUUUCAUUAGGUCGAAUGAAUUUCCAGGCUGGCGGAAUACAAGAUAUGGAGAGUGAUGUGGAGAGUGUCAAUGUAAGUGGCAAUGUCAAUGCUGUUCUAAAGAGUGAUGCCAGUAGUAUAAUAAGCAGUGGGAAAUUCACUGCUGCUCGACUGCCCAUGUCAAGAAUACGGCGAGAUGCUGAGGGGAAUGAUGCGUCUAUUAUGUGGGACGAUCACUAUGGUCCUAACGAAGGUUUAGAUAUUGAAGGAGAUGUUAGUUCGGUAGCUGACUACAGCUAUGGCGACGUCAACGGCGACAACUGUGGCUAUAACUACAGCUAUAGCUACAACUACAACUGUGGCUAUAGUAAUGGCUAUAAUGGCAAUAACAUCAAGGUUGAGUUUGCAUCAAUGACGCGCCGGGCACAGUUUCUCGUUUUGAACGAACUCAUGGGACAAAUCAGCCCUAGUGGUGUUACUGCUCUUAUAUUGACGACUCUCCCCUGUCCAGCACCGGGUACACAUAAUUCCCAUGGAGAAUGUCUUAGAUACUGUGUUGAUUUGGCACUUUGGACAAUGGAUUUCCCACCGAGUUUACUUGUAGCUGCCAAAACCGUUACAGUGACGAGCAACUUGUGA
This is a messenger RNA of Pichia kudriavzevii, 3264 nucleotides long. RefSeq lists its product as uncharacterized. The transcript has a single exon. The record is from RefSeq and is a predicted model, not a curated record. Gene Ontology annotation, biological process: potassium ion import across plasma membrane; chloride transmembrane transport; cell volume homeostasis. The coding region runs from base 1 to 3264 and encodes 1087 amino acids. Gene Ontology annotation, molecular function: potassium:chloride symporter activity. NCBI's taxonomy places the organism in Eukaryota, Fungi, Ascomycota, Pichiomycetes, Pichiales, Pichiaceae. Gene Ontology annotation, cellular component: membrane.